This is a messenger RNA of Rubroshorea leprosula, 1304 nucleotides long. Lineage: Eukaryota; Viridiplantae; Streptophyta; Magnoliopsida; Malvales; Dipterocarpaceae. The record is from the annotation of a GenBank genome assembly.
CUGCUCUUCUUCUUUUCUUCCCCUGCACCGAGCAAAAAAAAAAAAAAAGAAAGGGGGACCCGGCACCAGCCUUUGAGAAACCGAUAGAGAGCUUGAUUUUUGGCCUUCUUUUCUUGUUCUAAGACUGAAAUGGAACCCAGAAAUCUUUCCCCCCUGCUGGAAAAUCCGGAUCUGCCUUGCUUCGCUCCUCACCGUCCGGCUGCUCCUGCUUUGUGGGUGUGAUUUGUUCGGUUUUUGCUUGCCGCCGGCCUCUUCCCCCCUGCAGCUCCGGUUUCUACAACUGGAGAAUUAUGGUUCCCGAUCGUUCUGUCAGUUAGCAUUGAGAUUGAAUGCUCGGUUUUAUGUGAGUGAGGUAAGUAAAUUUAUGGUAAUGCCCGUACAAUUUUUAAAAGCAUGUUUUGAUUUGUUUUUGAAGUGGUGGCGGGACUAAACCCGUUUUACACAAGUAUGACUGAUUCGAAGUGCAAUUUUUAUGCUUUUCAUUAAAUUGAGCAUGCCUACUUGAAAUUUAAGUGAUUGUCCUGAUGAUCUAAAAGUGAUUGGUAAAGUAUGAUUUUUCUGUUAACUUCUGCCUGUUUUGUCUCCGAUGUGGUCAUGUUAUUAGUGACCCUGCUAGUGGGGGAGUUUAUAAACACUAGCACAUGUCGGCACAUGUCGAUAUGUUUCUGUAAUCCUGCUAGUGGGAGUUAAACGCUAGCACAUGUCGACACAUGUCGAUAUGUUAUUCGUGACCCUGCUAGUGGGGGAGGUUAUAAACGCUAGCACAUGUCGGCAUGUUAUUGAUAGAACUGAUUCAUUGAGUGACCCUGCUUGUGGGGAUUAUACACCAGCAAACAGUGUGCCUGCCAGUGGGUGUUAGACGCUGGCCGUGACCUAUAGAGGAGACGUCUAUUUCGUUCCCGUAUUGUAUCCGUUUUUCGUGAUUGCACAUGUUGGCAUGCUAUAAGUUUAAUAAGGGGCACUCCAUAUUUACUUACUGAGUUUAUCUCAUAGUUUUUCCUUGUCCACCAUUUCAAGAAGUGAAACCGAGGACGGGAAAACCACGGGAAGUGACGAGUUAAAAAGCUAGCCAUUUCGAGAUUGAUAUAGAUUUUAGAGAUAAAUCAUGAUCUUGUAAACUAGAGUGUAUUUGGAGAUUUAUGAUAUCAGAGUAAAUUUUAAAGAUUUGAUCUUCAGAUUUUAAUGAUAUCAGAGUAUGAGAUGAUUAAGUUCCGAGCCUUGUGCAUUUGUGGGAUCCGUCUCACGAGUGCACGGCGUCUGUCGCGCCUCGGAUUCUGGUUUUGGGGCGUGACAAUUAUAUUAUU